This is a messenger RNA of Microthlaspi erraticum, 2733 nucleotides long. NCBI's taxonomy places the organism in Eukaryota, Viridiplantae, Streptophyta, Magnoliopsida, Brassicales, Brassicaceae. The record is from the annotation of a GenBank genome assembly.
AUGCAAGCUGAUUCGUCUCCGGAGACAAGUUCUCCGUUGAUAAAACUCAUUAACAGAAGCGUGGUUCACAGAAUCUGCUCCGGGCAAGUCAUCUUGGACCUCUCCUCUGCUAUCAAGGAGCUUGUCGAGAACAGUAUUGACGCCGGAGCCACUAGCAUAGAGAUUAACCUCCGUGACUAUGGCGAAGACCAUUUCCAGGUCAUCGACAACGGCUGCGGCAUUUCCCCAACCAAUUUCAAGGUUCUUGCACUCAAGCACCACACUUCUAAAUUGGAGGAUUUCACAGAUCUUCAGAGUUUGACUACAUUUGGUUUUAGAGGAGAAGCUCUAAGUUCUCUAUGUUCCUUAGGCAAUCUCACGGUGGAGACGAGAACCAAAAACGAGCCUGUAGCUACGCUCUUGACUUUUGAUCAUUCCGGUUUGCUGACUGCUGAGAAGAAGACUGCACGCCAAAUCGGUACCACUGUCACUGUGAGAAAGCUGUUCUCUAAUUUACCUGUACGGAGCAAAGAGUUUAAACGCAACAUCCGCAAAGAAUAUGGGAAGCUUGUAUCUUUAUUGAACGCAUAUGCACUUAUAGCGAAAGGAGUGCGGUUUGUCUGCUCUAACACGACUGAGAAAAGCCCAAAGUCUGUUGUGCUGAACACACAAGGGAGGGGUUCACUUAAAGAUAACAUCGUAACAGUAUUUGGCUUGACCACCUUUACAAGUCUACAGCCUGUAAGUAUAUGUAUAUCAGAUGAUUGUCGAGUAGAAGGGUUUCUAUCCAAGCCUGGACAGGGUACUGGACGCAGUAUGGCGGAUCGGCAGUAUUUCUUUAUAAAUGGCCGGCCUGUGGAUAUGCCGAAAGUCAGCAAAUUGGUGAAUGAGUUAUAUAAAGAUACAAGUUCCCGGAAAUAUCCAGUUGCCAUUCUUGAUUUUGUUGUGCCUGGUGGAGCCUGUGAUUUGAAUGUCACGCCUGAUAAAAGAAAGGUCUUCUUUUCUGACGAGGCUUCUGUUAUGGGUUCUCUUAGGGAAGGUCUGAACAAGAUAUAUUCCUCUAGUAAUGCGUCUUAUGUUGUUAAUAGGCCCGAGGAGAGUUCCAAGCAACCAGAUAAGUCUGGAGUUUCAUCUCUUCCGGAGAAAUCAAAUCUCCCGUCAAAAGGGAUUGUUCUGGACAUGUCUCCCUCAAGGGAGGCUGAGAUGGAUAAUAGCUCGACUGUGGAGAAGUUCAAAUUUGACAUUAAGGCACGAGCGGCUAAGAGAAAGGAAGGUUCAUUAUCAGUCCAUGAUGAGCCCCUAUCUGUAACUCACCUUAACAAGACAACUAACAAAGGUUUGCCUCGCGUUACUGUGAAUGAGAAAGUUACUGAUGCAAGUAAAGACUUGAGCAAUCGCUCUAGCUUUGCCCAGUCAACUUUGAAUACUUUUGUUACUGUGGGAAAAAGAAAACAUGAAAGCAUAAGCACUGUCCUCUCUGAGACACCUGUGCUCAGAAACCACACUCCCAGUAGCAGUCUGGUGAAAAGCAAAUUUGAAGUUCGUGCUCUGGCUUCAAGAUGUCUGAUGGAAGGUGAUCAAGCUGAUGGUAUGGUCGUCUCAAAGGAGGAAGUGACGCCAAAGAAAAUGGAUUCUGAACUAGGAAAUCCGCUUUCUCCUGGAAUCCAUACUGAGAAUGUUGAAAGUCACGAAAGAGAACACAAGAAACCAUCAUGUUCUGAAGAACCAACAUCAGAUAACACAUGCACCGAGGGGGAUACAGAAACGAUUUUGGCGGACAGUCCAAGCUGCAGUCAGCCAAUGCGACCUGUUGCCACAGUGCUGGACUCCCCAGCUCCUUCAACCGAUCCAAAAAUGUUUUCCACAUUAAAAUUUAGUUUCGAAAACCUCAGGAAGAGGAGGUUAGAAAGGCUGUCGAGAUUGCAGUCCUCAGGUCAUGUUUCUAAACGUAUGAACGCGCCACGGUCUAAAACGACCUUUGCCGCUGCAACGUUAGAGCUAUCUCAACCGGAUGAUGAAGAGCGAAAAGCAAGGGCUUUAGCUGCAGCUACUUCUGAGCUGGAAAGGCUUUUCCGGAAAGAGGAUUUCAGGCGAAUGCAGGUACUUGGACAAUUCAAUCUUGGUUUCAUCAUUGCAAAAUUGGAUCGAGAUCUGUUCAUUGUGGAUCAGCAUGCUGCAGAUGAGAAAUUCAACUUCGAGCACUUAGCAAGGUCAACAGUCCUGAACCAACAACCCUUACUCCAGCCUUUGACUUUGGAGCUCUCUGCAGAAGAAGAAGUUACAAUAUCAAUGCACAUGGAUGUAAUCAGGGAGAAUGGCUUUCUUCUAGAGGAGGAUCCGAGUGCUCCUCCUGGACGACACUUUAGACUGAGAGCGAUUCCCUAUAGCAAGAACAUCACCUUCGGUGUCGAAGAUCUUAAAGACCUAAUCUCAACCCUGGGAGAUAACCACGGGGAAUGUUCUGUUAUGAGUAGCUACAAAACUAGCCAAACAAACUCGGUUUGUCCAUCACGAGUCCGUGCAAUGCUAGCAUCCAGAGCCUGCAGAUCGUCUGUGAUGAUCGGUGAUGCACUCAGAAAACACGAAAUGGAAAAGAUAGUAGAGCACUUGGCAGAUCUGGAAUCUCCUUGGAAUUGUCCGCAUGGACGCCCAACCAUGCGUCAUCUUGUGGACUUGACAACUUUACUCACAUUACAUGAUGACGACAAUGGUGAUGAUGAUGCUGAUGAUGCAGCAGCCAUCUCAUUGGCAUGA